Yamadazyma jaroonii is the source of this 1422-nucleotide messenger RNA. NCBI's taxonomy places the organism in Eukaryota, Fungi, Ascomycota, Pichiomycetes, Serinales, Debaryomycetaceae. The record is from the annotation of a GenBank genome assembly.
AUGAAUUCACCCUUAAGGUCACCAAUUUUAAGAGGUGAUGAUACUCAUAUUGAUUCCCAGCUCGUACACGAUGCUUCGGAAAUCAUUGAUAUCAUUCAUGAACGUGAAACUAGAAAUUUUAGAUUAGGUGUGGUUUUGAUAGUUGUAGCAGUAUUAACAUGGAUCAUUGGAUUAGAAUUAGUCAAUUCUGUAUUGAAAGAUGAUAGUUAUCAGAAACCUAUGAUGUUUGCCUUGAUAACUGGUUCAUGUUUCAGUCUCAAUCUUAUUCCUGACAUCAUCAACUUCUUCAAACCUAAAGAAAUCAUUCCUCAAGAGAAAUUUGACAAUGAUCCUUUACCUUUAAAUAAGGUUGAAGUGUUUUGGUUGAGUUUCCAAAUAGCUGUUAUUUACUUAGUUUAUAACAUUUGUGCAUUAUCAGGAUUAAAAUACACUUCAGCAUCCAAUCAAACGGUGUUAUCAUCAACCACAUCAAUCUUCACAUUAUUUAUUGGCUAUUUCUUGAAUACUGAUGCUUUCACUUUGAAAAAGAUUAUAUGUACAUUAGUAAGUUUUUCAGGAGUAUUAUUGGUGAAUUUCAGUGAAACCAAAUCAUUUAAUGGCGACAAUGAUAAUAAAUUCAUACCCAAAAACCCUAAAUUAGGUAACAUGUUAAGUGUGAUGGGAGCUUUAAUGUAUGCAUUUUACUUGAUUAUCAUGAAAGUCAAACUUGGGAAUGCUAAUAGAACAACCAAUGAAACCAGAUUGUUUGGAUUUAUGGGUUUGAUCACUAUUGUAUUAUCAGGACCAGUUUUAUUCAUCCUUGACUAUUAUGGAAUCGAGAAAUUCCAGUUCCCUCCUCCAAAUAAUACAGUUUUAUUGGUGGUGGUUGCCAAUGGAGUUCUUUCUUAUGUAAGUGAUUUUGUUACCAUUCUAGCUUCUUUAUUAACAUCCCCUUUGAUCACUUCCUUGUCAUUAACAUCAUCCAUUCCAAUCACCAUUUUCAUUGAUCUCAUCAUUUUACAUAUUACUGGAGGAAAAUCUAACGGAUCAAAGAAUCUUUUACUUUACAUUUCAGGCAUUGUUAGUAUCCUAGUUUCAGUGGUAUUAAUCAACCUCAAUUCUACCACAGAAUUAGAGUUGAUCGAACAAAGUAUUGAUAAAACUUUGGAUGAAGCUAUUAGAAACGAUGAGAUGUUAUCACCAGUUUUAUCACCAAUUUUAUCAUCCAGACCUCAUUCUAGGUUCUCAUCUCCUUUGUUACCUACUAGAAGAGAUCCUAUUCACAAACCUUCUAAGUUAAAUCUCGAAGGUGAUCAAUUGAUCAAUAGAAAUCAUUCCCAUUUAUAUACCGUUCCUAAUGAAGAAGAGGACGAUAGCCCUCAAAUGAUUGUUUAUGGUGGUAAUAAUCACGUCUACCAUGUUAAACAUAUUGAUGAUAAUUAG